GCGGGCGCUGGCGGCGGCGGCAGCGGCGGCGCUGCGGGAGGCCGUGGGCUUCCCUGGGGCCAGGCGAGGGCGGGGUUGGAGGCGCAGCCUCCGCUCCGUGGGAGCUCUCAACAGGAAGUAAGUGGAGUUUUCAUCAUCCAUGGAUAAGGAAACCGAAGCUCAGCAGGACUGAUUAUGUGAUUUGCCCAAGGCCACGUGCUAGCUCAGCUGCCUCUGUAUCUUCCCAGAUUCUUCACGUCUGACCACAUUUUCCCGUCACAGGCUUGAUAUCUAACCAUGCAGCGGAGGUCAAGAGGAAUUAGCACUGGGCUGCUCCUGCUCUUUUCUCAAAUCUUCCGCGUUGGGAUCAACAAUAUUCCACCUGUCACCCUAACAACUUUGGCUCUCAACAUCUGGUUCUUCUUGAAUCCUCUGAAGCCGCUGCUUAGCUCCUGCCUUAGCGUGGAGAAGUGUUACCAGCAAAAAGACUGGCAGCGCUUACUGCUUUCCCCGAUUCACCACGUGGAUGAUUGGCACUUGUAUUUCAAUAUGACAUCCAUGCUCUGGAAAGGAAUUCAUCUGGAAAGAAGACUAGGAAGUAAAUGGUUUGCCUACGUCAUCACCACAUUCUCCAUACUCACUGGGGUGGUGUACCUGCUCCUGGAAUUUGCUCUGGCAGAAUUUAUGGAUGACCCUGACUUCAGAAGGGACUGUGCUGUAGGUUUCUCAGGAGUUUUGUUUGCUUUGAAAGUUCUUAACAACCGUUAUUGCCCUGGAGGCUUUGUCAACGUUUUGGGCUUUCCAGUACCCAGCAAAUUUGCUUGUUGGGCAGAACUUUUGGCUAUUCAUUUCGUCUCGACAGGGACUUCCUUCGCCGGGCAUCUGGCCGGGAUCCUUGUUGGACUAAUGUACACCUGCGGACCUCUGAAGAAGAUCAUGGAAAUGUGCUCAGGCGUUUUUCCCUCCAAUAUUGAUUACCCAGGACAGCAGUACUACUUUAAUAGUUUUGGCUACUCUGGAUAUCAGGAUUAUUACCCACGUGGCAGGCCAGGUUACCCUGAAGAAGUACCCAGGAACUUUGACGCGUAUACAGCGGGACUGAGUGAAGAGGAACAGCUGGAGAGAGCGCUAAGAGCCAGCCUCCGGGACCAAGAUAACAGAAAUCGCAGAAAUAGCCCCCCGGCCUAUCGGUUCCAUCUCACACCAGAAGAAGUAAUGAGGAGAAAGCGGCUUCACAGGUUCGACGGCCAGUGAGGUGACCCAGCCGUGUGAACAAGUGUGAUCCAGCUGUGUUAUCAUUGCCUCCAAGCCCCCACUUAGUUUUGAACAAAAGCAGAGGGCACUGUGCCCGUCCCAAUUGCUCACAUCUGCCGUGGCCCUUCGUCCUAUGGCCUCUGUGAGUCUAAUUUGCAAGCAGAUUGACAUCUUGAGACCAGGCUUGUUGGAUGCAGCUCACAGCUCUCUGGGAGUGGCCCACCUCCUGGCCUUGUCUUCUUGCAGACAGAAAGUCAGCGUCUCCACCUAGGGACCAGUUUCCACACUCAUUUCUCUCACUGCUGACUCAGCCUUGUUUUGUCUUUGAAGACCGUGACCUUCGCCAAGAGGUUUGUGUUCACCAGCCCAGAAGGUCAGGCCCUCAUUCUGCUCAGUGCUCGACUUGGAAGGAAGCAGGGAGCCAUCCCUCAUCCUCCUGGCAUGUUGCCAUGGUGACUUUCCAGGAACAGGACGUGGCUACCAUCGCAGGCUGUCGUUCCGGUCUCCCUUGCCCAAGCGCCUUGGCUCCUUGGGCCCCCCAUAUCUGGAUGGUGGUUGCAGUGAACCUGCUUUGCUAUGCUAUCACUCUGCCUUCACGGGAUGUGUAACUGGAAAAGCUUAAGUAAGACCUCAGAUGGGAAACCACUUACACACUCCAUGACACAGCAGGCGGCAUCCACAGUUGGGCUCCCAGCAGCCUCUCCAGUGGCGAUGUACCAUCCCGGAGAUGCAGCUUGAAUUGAACUAACCAGCAGAGCAGCCAGAGUAGUGACCAGUGGGUUGGUCACUGAGAAAUCCCUCGUGACGAAGUACUUUUUUCUCAUAAAAGUGCCUUUUAAUUGACCACUGUUAACAGCCGCUUGUCCUACUCACCCGUCCAAGACACUCCCCAAACCCACAGACUGCAAGUCACUUAAGGUGUUUCCUGGUGCUUGUGUUUCAUGAAUAAAAGGAAAAAGUCACAUAUCA
Molecule: messenger RNA, 2202 nt
Organism: Aethalodelphis obliquidens (Pacific white-sided dolphin)
Lineage: Eukaryota; Metazoa; Chordata; Mammalia; Artiodactyla; Delphinidae
Gene: RHBDD1
Product: rhomboid domain containing 1
Exons: 9
Coding region: 277-1233 (318 amino acids)
Biological process (GO): negative regulation of apoptotic process; cellular response to unfolded protein
Cellular component (GO): endoplasmic reticulum; membrane
Molecular function (GO): serine-type endopeptidase activity
Source: RefSeq, a predicted model, not a curated record